Messenger RNA from Pseudovirgaria hyperparasitica, 456 nucleotides. RefSeq lists its product as uncharacterized. Lineage: Eukaryota; Fungi; Ascomycota; Dothideomycetes; Acrospermales; Acrospermaceae. The coding region runs from base 1 to 456 and encodes 151 amino acids. The record is from RefSeq and is a predicted model, not a curated record. The transcript has 2 exons.
AUGGUAUGUGUGGACUUUGGACACGAUUCAACGAGAGUGGAUGACGUAGCUACUGCCUACAUGUACGAGGGAAAAGAAUUGUUACAAGGUCGAUUCUGUGAAGGAAACAAGGAAAGAGAUAAUGCAAUUCUUUUGAUGCUACGGAGAGAUGGUAAUGAUGCGAUUCGUCCGCUGCUAUGGGAAAGGGGUGUUUUCAACCUCGAGACCUUGGCGGAGGGCAACAACGCAGCAUGUUUCUUCAUGCAGGCGAGUAUAGCCGUUACACCAGACAUCUCUGACCCACUUCUUGGUGCCGUAUGGUCGUUGGUGGGUUUUGUCACUGAGCAGAUCGAGCCACUGAUGAGCAAGCUUGGAUGCCCUCAACUGGCAGACUUCAACUCGGCACUGUUCAAUGGUUUCCCUGGCGCUAGCUACAAAGCUGAAGGUCAGGAGAAAAGCUUUCUUGAUACCAUUUGA